AUGGAGCCGGGACCGAUCGCCGAGACGGACGAUGGUCCUUCGCAGAGGCUCCUUUCCAUCCUCGUGAAGGAUGUGAUGAAGGAGUGGGAUGAGGUCCCCGCGUUGGCCUCCUUGGCCAUGAAUGACAAGUGUUUUGUUCAAUGGCCGGCUGAUGGCAAAGGGCAGAAGCGCAUCCCAACGGCGCUGGCUUGCAAAUUGAAUGAAGCACUUCUUGCUCCGAUCGUGGGCCGCAACCUCCAGCAUUAUGCCCUGCUGUAUGUCAAUGUCUUGGAAUCCAUGAUGUCUUCCUUUCGUGUGCAGAUCAAGAUGAGACACCUCAAUGUCGCGAAGAAGGAGGUGAAGAUCGAUGCUGGUUGCAUCAACCCAGAUGCUCAUGCCAUCAAGGCACUGGUGUGUUGCCAUCGCCGACUCGCUGAUCGUUCUGAUAAUCAGCGAGAUGUGGAUGUGCAGAGGCUUACUGCAUCACAGCUGCAAUCAGACAUUUAUGCAUCGGGCUUGCAUGAUUUUCUCAUGCAUGCAGUUGUGGUGUGGAAUAAAUGGGUGUUGAAGGUGAGGCUUCGAGAGGUGGCACGGCAGAUGGAGGCCAAUGAAGUGCCCUAUGUCAUCAAGAUUUGCAGCGGCAUGGAUCCCGAAGCGCUGGAGGUGCAGAACCGCAUUCGGGCCCUUUGGAAGAAAAGGAAGUCUGCUGAAGCCUUUCCUGAGGGUGGCGAUUUGGCAUUGGCGGAUGCAGGUGGAGUUGCAGCGGAGGUGCCUGCGAUUGCAGGUGCGGGAGCUCCGCCUGCUGAGCCUGAGCAGGAGAUGCCUCCGCUGAUGGAUUCGCUGCAUCGCGAAGUGGCAGAUGAGGCAGUGGAAUUUCCGCCUGUCCAAGAUGCCCAAGACUAUGUGAUGCCGGACACCUUCACCCAGCCAGAUGAUGAGUUGGAUGGUGGAUGUUUGGAUGCCCCAGCGGCUUCGAGCAGUGACCUUGCCCCCGCGGCUUCGAGCAGUGACCUUGCCCCGGCGGCUUCGAGCAGUGACCGUGCCCCGGCUUCGAGCAGUGAGCAGCUGGAGACUGUCCAUGAAAGGUUUGAUCGACUCUCACGGCUCUAUGGCUAUGGUGCAGCCUUGAUGCUGUGUGGGGCUGUGCAAGAGGGUGCUCACUACGAUCCCUAUGUGGGCCAGUGGAAGACAUUGGAUGGUUUGGUGUGCCCUUAUUUGCCUGCGACCGGAUCUUCCGCUGAGCAUGAAGAGAUGCCGAUGGUGCCCGAGAUGCAGGUGAUGCCAGAGCCGGUUGCAAGUGGUGGGCAUGGCCUGGAUGACCCCAUCUUUGGGGAGAUCAGUGUUUCCUCAGGCUUGCCUGAGACUCCGGAGCGUGUGGAAGCAGCUCCUGAUGCAGCAGAGGAUUCGCAUGCAGGCCCAGCAUCUGUCGAUGAAGUCAAGCAGCACCUUCUCGCGAAGUUGCACGCGCAAAGGGAGAGGAUCAUGCUUGGAUCCAUGGUGGAUAAUGUGGACACCUGUCCGAUGCUUCCAGCUGAAGCCGGAGAGCUUGAAGAGACAGAGGCCUUCCCCAGCCAGAUCAGCAUCGAGGACACGCCGGAGCAUGGCAAGCCGACCCUUGCCUUCAGCAAGCAUCUUCAUAUUGCAAUGGUAUAUAGAGCAUGA
Molecule: messenger RNA, 1641 nt
Organism: Symbiodinium sp. CCMP2592
Lineage: Eukaryota; Dinophyceae; Suessiales; Symbiodiniaceae
Source: the annotation of a GenBank genome assembly